This is a messenger RNA of Pogona vitticeps (central bearded dragon), 5227 nucleotides long. It is a transcript of the gene TJAP1, whose product is annotated as tight junction associated protein 1. Lineage: Eukaryota; Metazoa; Chordata; Lepidosauria; Squamata; Agamidae. Gene Ontology annotation, biological process: Golgi organization. The record is from RefSeq and is a predicted model, not a curated record. Gene Ontology annotation, cellular component: trans-Golgi network.
CGUGGGGAUUCCGCUGCCUUACCCGGCAUGCCCUGCGGCAAAAUGGCGGCCUGAGGCGAGCGAGCUGGUCCCGGCCGGGAGGGGCAGGGGAGGGGAGGCAAAGUUUGAGGUGAAGAAUAGUCGCUUUUUUUCAAAAUGCUGCCAACAGAGCCGGACAUUUGGUUUAGCAGCGCAUGUCCCCAGGUGAGCUGAGGCAAGAGAAGGGCAACAAAGCUGCACAAAUCGGAAAAAACUGCGAGGGCUUCGCUGCCGGAGUUCGCUACACCGGGCUUGCUUUCCGUGGCAGCGAUUCUUCGCUUCAGAGGCCGAGCCUGUGGAGAUUGACUCAGUUCUCAAGAAGUCUAUUGAUUGGUACUUCCAGUGUCUGAAAGUGUGUACUUGCAAAGGGAGAGUUUCAGGAGUCGCAGGCUGGAUGCUGUUGGAUGUGGUCCGGAGAAUGCAAACUCAGAGUCAGGAGGAAAACCAUGUUUGGACAGGACACCACUUGAGGUCAUCAGACUGAGUGCCAUCUUCAUGAGGCUUCAAAUGGUAACCCAGUCUGGUGACCUGUUGUGAAAGUCAAGUGAGAAGAACAAUGACGAGCACAGUACCUUCUAAGAAGCCCUACCGCAAAGCUCCUCCACAGCACCGUGAGAUUCACCAUGAGCUGCCCAUCCUGCGUGAUGAUCAAGAUGGUGUGAUUUUGGCAGAGCAGAGUCAGGAGCCCUUGACAGAUGCAGAAAGGAUGAAACUGUUGCAGCAUGAAAAUGAGGAGUUGCGUCGACGCCUGGCCUAUGUCACCAACAAAAUGGAAGCAAUGGAGAAGGAGUUGGAAUCUGGCCAUGACUAUCUGGAGAUGGAGUUGGGCCAGAAUCGGGAGGAACUAGAGAAAUUCAAAGAUAAAUUCCGUAGGUUGCAGAAUAGUUAUACAGCCUCACAGAGAACCAAUCAGGAUUUGGAAGAGAAGCUGCACACCUUGGCCUCUCUCAGUCAAAGCUGGAUUUUUGCAAUUAAAAAAGCAGAAAUGGAUCGGAAGACUCUUGAUUGGGAGAUUGUGGAGCUCACUAACAAACUUCUGGAUGCCAAAACAACCAUCAAUAAACUGGAAGAGCUUAAUGAGCGAUAUCGGCAGGACUGUAACCUGGCAGUGCAGCUCUUGAAGUGCAACAAAUCACAUUUUCGGAACCACAAAUUUGCUGAUCUUCCCUAUGAACUGCAAGACAUGGUUAACAAGCACCUACACAGCACUCAGGAGUCUCCAAGUCCUGGGCAGGAGCUCCCUCAUACCUUGGCUCCAUCUGAUGUUGUGCCCACCUCAGUGAUUGCUAGAGUUUUGGAGAAGCCAGAGUCAUUGGUGCUAAACUCAGCCAAGUCUAGCAGCGGCAGUUGCCCCAUGGCGGAAGAUGUGUUUGUUCAUGUUGAUAUGAGUGGGGCACUGCCUGACGCUUGUUCAAGUACAGGACAGCCUGGAAGUGAGGUGUCGGAAGGAGCGAAGCAACAGAAUGGGACCUGCAAGCCCCAGAGCUGCUUAGAGAGCCUGCCUGGUGAUGUGCCCACCUUUGAGAAAUUAAGUCCCUAUCCUGCUCCACCCCCUCCCCAUCCCAUGUACCCAGGACGCAAGGUGAUUGAGUUUUCGGAGGAUAAGGUAAGGAUCCCAAAGAACAGCCCUCUGCCUAACUGUACUUAUGCCACACGGCAGGCAAUCUCCUUAAGUCUGGUCCAAGGGGAAGAUGAGAGCAGUGACAGGCAGUGCACCCUUCCGAGCAGUCCAGCUUCAGAAGGCCAACGCUCAGCCUCCAGUUGUUCUUACCAGCCCUCUCCCAAGGUGAGCCGAGCUCAUGGCUCCACACACAGCAGCCCCUUCAGCAGCCCGCCCCAGGUUCCCAGCACAUUUGCUAGCUCUGCCAGCUCUGAGGAGGAUUUGCUAGCUAACUGGCAGCGGAUGUUUGUGGACAAGGCUCCCCCCACUACAGAGCGGGUAUUGGUGAAUCGCACAUCCUUUAGCCGUGACACAGCCCAGGAGCUCCAGAAACGUUUCAGCCGCUCCAUGCAAGAGCUGGGCCGGGCAGCUUCUGCCUACUCAGAUGGUGAGGAGUCAGUGCAGAGCUGCAGUUGGACUGUGAGCAGAGAAUCAAGCAUGGACACAGACAGCACAGAAUCCCGGGCCCGCCGAAGUCACUUCUCUUCUGAUUAUGGUACAGAUUUCUCCCAGGAUGAAGCCCGCAAAUUGCUGCAAGGAGGUGGCCAGGAGGGGUGUGUGGAUCCUACUAGUUCUUCCCCAGAGAAGCACAAAGACUACGUAGACCUAGAUUCAUUGGGCAGCCCUGCUGAAGAACAGGAAAUGCUGUUGCAGGGAAGUAAGGAGAGCAGCCAAGGGGGGAUUUCGGAACAGAGCACAGAAGGCAAGAACAAGCCUUCUGGCCGCCCACAUCGCAGCCCCAAGAGAAUGGGUGUUCAUCACCUCCAUCGGAAGGACAGCCUGACACAGGCUCAGGAGCAAGGCAACUUGCUGAAUUGAGGGUAGGGAGGAAGAGAGCAUCUUGGCUGCCUAGAUACAUUGUCAUGUUCAGUUUUGUUCCCAAGGGCUGCACUUCUAAUUCUGAGGUCCAAAGGAGGACCAUUGUGGUACUCCUUGCCAGGAAUUCCAGGCCAUUUAAAAAUAUUUAUUGUAUUUUUUAUUACACACGAAGAGUAGAAACAGCUCUUCUAUAGCACCUGAUAAAACACUCGGAUGUACACCAGCACACUGCAUUUGUGCUAGUGUUCACAGCUCAGUUUGCACUCAUUCCCAUUCUUUCAAAGUUUAGUUCUGCCUUCACAUUGCUGUUCCUUGCUGCUAAUAUUACAUCCCAUUGUUGAUUUUUGACUUUUGAUCCAGAACACUUCAAGUUUGUAUCCCUACAUUUUCAAUUUGUGCCAAGAAAUAGGUACCUGCUGUUCCUAUUUUUCUUGUCUAAACCUUUUAGCAACCUACCAUGUGAAGUCCGUGAGAGAGGCAUGAAGGCUUCCAUUGGUGCGCAUCCCUGGUAUGCAAGCUUUGUUUUUAUUUUGCUGAAUUAGUUUUUUCCCCUCACACACCUAUUAUGUCGAUAUGCUUAAGUGUGAACAGGUUGGACAAUGGUCAGAGGUCACUCUUACAGUUUUCUUGGCUUCUAAGUCACAAUCCAGUCAUAGUGUUUGUUUGGAAGGAUUCUGGACUCUGAAUCUAGGAUUCCUUCUGACAAGCUGGGCCUGAAAGGUUCCUGUCACCCAGCAAUAUGGAGCUGAACUGUUUGUGAUAAUGGACUGGGUUAGUGUGCCUGUCUCUGUAACUGUCACAUCAGUUCUCACUUGGAUGGUUUGUAUCUCAUUAUCAGUGUUGUCAGACUAUGUAUGCUCUUACUUUCUGUUAGGUCUUUGGCUUCUAAAAUGUGCUGAUGUCUCCUUUUGUAAAUGAGCGAAAAAAAACCCACACAGACACACAUGAGAGUACCCAAUUCUUCCAAGACUCAUCUUCUUCCUCAUUGUUAGUGUUGCACAAUAUCCAGUCCACAGAUUUCCUUCACCAGCUGGGGAAGAGAUUCUUAUUGGUUAAACAUGAAUGAUGCAGCCAUCUUGCCCUUGAUGGCUGCCCUUGGCAAAAAAAUAUGCCUGUUCUCUGUUUGUUGCCCCCGAGAGACGGCAGAUGAGGAAGAGUGUUCCUAUUUUGGUCGGGGUCCACAUUGAUACUAGUGCCUUUCAGAGGCCUUAUCCAGGGUCUGAGAUUCCCCCUUCCCUCCUUGUUUUGUCUUUUAUGAGUGUUCAGUGUUUUUUGUUUUUGUUGUUGCAAUAUGUUUCUGUGUUUCAUGUAUGUAUGCACGCUUCUGGGACAGAGUUUGAGGGUGGGAAAAGGUUCACAGUGUUAGGAAUUGUUCACAGAAAGAUCAUGCUCCUACAUCUUAAUUUCUUUGUGUGCUGUACUCUCUUGGUGCAUUCAGUGAAAAGUCUGUUGGUUGUUUUUGCUUGAAUGAGUCUGUGUGAUCUUCUGCCAGAGAGUUACCCUAAAGCCUUUCUUCUCAGCACAGGGAAUCUCUUCCCUUCUGAACACCAGCAAAGCAGCCAAAAGCUGCCAAAAUAAAAUAAAAUCCUAGUCAUAAGCUCUGCAGGACCAACAACUUACCCUAAACCUACCAAUAGCCACUGGUUAACCAUUAUGUUGUGUUGACUUGCCAAUCUGCCAUCUACAGGAUUUGCGCUGUCCUGUGCUGCCUCCCUUCAAAUCCACCAUGGUCUCCUAUGUGUUAGAGGCUUGGACAAUUCAGCCAUAACUGACUUUGGUCUUAUUAAUUAGCCCCCUUUUAUUUGGCUGCUAGCUACUGCAUUUUAGUAUUGUGGCUUGAUUCAUUAUUUGAUUCGACUGUGUUAACAAAUUGGUGCUACAGACGGAGACCUUUCCUUUUGUCGACAUGACGCUUUAUCCCUUGGUAAUCUACCUUAUAUGGCUGGCAAUUGGUUGCUUUGCUCCUCCCCUCUCCUACAGCAGUAUUUGAUUACUUGGGACUUUUCCUCUAUGAAGGGCAGAAUUCAGGUUGCCAUUUUGUCCUUGAUAGGCCCUGCAGUGUCCUCUCUUUCCCUUUAGGAGUGCCAGAAAUAGGAAGACUUCAGGGCUGCUUCAGAAAUUCAUAUGCAGUAGUAUUGGACAGACAUAGUGCAGGUUGGAACCUGGGCUUUUGGCUGCUAGGCUAAAACAAAAGUUGAUUUUAGCAUAUCUCUGCAAGGUGGGAACGCGAGUCCUGACCCCAGUUCUCCCUUCUUGCUGUGUACCACCACACUUAAGGCAUUUGAUAACUGAACCAGUUCAUAACCACCAGACAAAAGAGAACCAAUUUAAUACAGGGUUGACACUAUGAUUUCCCUUUUGCCUUGAAUUGUGUUGGCGCAGAGGGAGAAAGGGCAAGAUCAUUGCUGGGUGCAUCUGAGUAGUGCCAGUUCAUAUGAGAUUGGGUGCGGGCACAUACGACAAGAGGAUUAUGGAGACAAAGAUGUGUGUCCAGAAGUAACCUUCCUCCCAGAGCUCCUUUUGCACAGGCCGGCAUCCUAGCCCUUUGUAUCUUGCUCAUCUUUGGCAGUAUUAAUUAUCUUGGGCAGUGUGACUUGCCUUCUUCAGCUGCCCCUCAUUUUACAAUGUCCCAACUACUCAAGACUGUUAACCUGCAACUAAUGUGUUUUUCUGAGAUUUUCAAACUGAUGAUGUAUAUUUUAAAGCCAGAAAUAAACUAUUUUAAAAGUA